Molecule: messenger RNA, 615 nt
Organism: Sphenostylis stenocarpa
Lineage: Eukaryota; Viridiplantae; Streptophyta; Magnoliopsida; Fabales; Fabaceae
Source: the annotation of a GenBank genome assembly
AUGGCGGUUCCAGGGAGGCGCAACGGCAUGAACGACGACGAAGAGGACUUUGACGACAACGCCCUUUUCGAAGAAGAAGGUCUCGUCGUAGAAUUCAGCGAUACUCCUCCUCACCUCCGCGACCUCUCCGCCUCCGCGGAGGCCGGCGACGUCCAGGCCCUCCGUCUCGCUCUAGAUAACUUGACUGGUAGUAUUGAUGAGCCUGUGGAGGAUGGGGAUACUGUUCUUCAUUUGACAUGUUUAUAUGGCCAUUUCGCUUGUGUUCAGCUGCUACUAGAAAGAGGAGCAAACAUUGAGGCUAGGGAUGAAGAUGGUGCAAUUCCUUUGCAUGAUGCUUGUGCUGGAGGAUUUAUCGAGAUAGUCCAACUGCUACUUAACAAAGCAAAUGACGCAGAACAUAUAAAGAGAAUGCUGGAAUCAGUUGAUUCUGAGGGUGAUACUCCUCUCCAUCAUGCAGCAAGAGGUGAGCAUGUUGAUGUAAUUAACUUGUUGCUGUCUCAUGGGGCAUCUCUCGCAAAGGAAAACUUAUAUGGAAAGACCCCGGCAGAUUUACCUGACCAGAACACUGAUGCUCGGGCUUUGCUUCGCGCGGCCGUCCUUGCCAUGACAUGCUAA